This is a messenger RNA of Monomorium pharaonis (pharaoh ant), 2058 nucleotides long. RefSeq lists its product as uncharacterized. Lineage: Eukaryota; Metazoa; Arthropoda; Insecta; Hymenoptera; Formicidae. The transcript has a single exon. Bases 448 to 990 code for a protein of 180 amino acids. The record is from RefSeq and is a predicted model, not a curated record.
CGGUUCUCCAGAACCGGGGCUCUGAACCAGGUAUGUCCUCUCGCCGACCCUCUCUCUGACACUGUCAGAUUGCAGGCAAAGGGAGGACAUAACCGACUCCUAACCUCACUGCAUAACCUACUUUUUUAAAAAACCUUUUCAGAUCCUUUCCAAGCGGAAAGCGAUCGCUCGGUGACUUUCGUGGAAGCGGCACCACAUCAGGAAGAGGUAACUGAGAACAACCCACUAGUCGACGAAUUCUUCGGCGUAUCCGACAAACCAACAGCCAACAUUUCCUGGGCUUCGGGCAUAUUUAAUUUCGCUCGAUCUACAGUCCGCACCGGCCUAGAAGAGGAACGUCGAGCUCUUUUACUCAAGCAAUAUGAGGUAAAAGAUAACCUCGCCUUUCUAGGUCCUCCGAAACUAAACAAACUGCUCAUCCCAGUCCUAAAAACAUCAGCUUCAACGAUGAAACGCGAUGAGUAUCAAUCAAAGUCGCAGGCCCAGGUAGCGGCAUCGCUAAACGCUCUCGGCUCUGCUAUCUCUGAACUACUGGGACAAGGGAGAAAACGGCUCCUACCCGAAGAGACUAGCACGUCCUUAAGACAACUAGCAGACGGCUUUCAUUUGCUCGCAGACCACCAGUACCGACUCUCGCUAGCUCGACGUGCUUUCAUAAAACCGUCGCUCAGCCUAGUUGGAAAAAACGCCACCGACGAUGCUCCAGUCGACGAAUGGCUCUUCGGAAGCUCCCUUGCUGAAGAUCUCAAAGCAGCCCAAGCCUGCGAGAAGGCAGCUAAAGACCUUCUCAAAUCAAAUCCCUUCGUAGCAAAGCCUAAUACACAACCGAUCAGACAAUCGCCAACGAAGCCACGUCCUCAACAACCCCGAAAAGCUACGGGAAACGCCAAAGCUCCUGCUCGACAGACUUCCUCGUCGGCUCGCCGUGCAGGAGCGAGUCGUACACCGAGCCGCCACCGGAAAUCCAGCUCUCGCUCCCACCAUCGCUAACCUCGGACAUCGCACCCAGCCUUCAAGACGCUUUCUCUGGGGGCCGCGAAACUAUCAGGGAAGCGUUCAGGAUGCGUCAGGCACCAGAAUCCUCGCUAGACGCCCUGCUGGCCUCACUUGCCCUAUCCACAAUAAAGCAGUACACACGCCCACUUCGAGCCUGGUGGUCCUUCUGUCAAACACGCCGGAUUACACCGUUUGCCCCAAAAGCAACCGAAGUGCUUAGUUUCUUAACAAAAGAACUAGAAACAGCGGGCUCCUUCUCAACAAUUAACACCUCAAGAUCCGCAGUAUCACUGAUAUCCCACAAUGCAAUCGGCGAAGACCCGCUGGUGAAACGAUUCUGCAAAAGGGCAAGCGUUCUAAGGCCCCCUCGCCCACGAUACGAUUACAUUUGGGACCCAGCGCCGGUCGUAGCAAAACUUGGCUCCUACUUCCCUCAUGAAGAUCUACCUCUAGAAAGAAUCUCCAAGAAACUAGUCCUCCUGCUCGCCCUUGGCUCAGGACAACGCUGUCAAACACUCGCAGCAUUACGAAUCUCGCAGAUUUCAACCAACGAAAGAAAAAUGCUAAUCAAAGUCCCGGAUCGAUUAAAGACGUCCGCUCCGGGCCGCAGUCAACCACUCCUAUCGUUUUCGCGCUUCAACGAGCGCCGCAACCUAUGCAUAGUAGGCCUGAUGGAACAUUUCCUACAACGCACAAAAAGUCUGCGACCAAAAGACAGCGACAAUCUCUUCAUCUCCUUCAAACGACCACACAGGGCGGUCGGCGUUCAAACUCUAAGCAGGUGGAUUCGCGAAACUCUGACGGAAUGCGGAGUGGACAGCCAAUUCGCGGCCCAUAGCACACGGCACGCGUCGACGUCUCUCGCGGCCAAAAAAGGAGUCUCAGAGAGUCUAAUCAAAAGAGCAGCAGGAUGGACCGGCGAAUCGCGAGCCUUUGCCAGAUUCUACAAUCGACCGAUAGUCGACCCGAACGAGUUUGCAAGUGCCACAAUAGGCGGAUCCCCCCGCGACAUGCCCGCAUGCAAUACUAGCAUCAACUAACACUCACUACUUCUCACUCUUA